Molecule: messenger RNA, 1356 nt
Organism: Canariomyces notabilis
Lineage: Eukaryota; Fungi; Ascomycota; Sordariomycetes; Sordariales; Chaetomiaceae
Exons: 2
Coding region: 208-1218 (336 amino acids)
Source: RefSeq, a predicted model, not a curated record
CCUGGGUCACGUUUGAUUUCCCGGACUGGUAGGAGCAGCUGUAGAUGCCCCCUUUCUUCUAGUUCAUUAGUUCGCACCGCUGUUUCUACUUCAUCCAUAUUUGUAUUGCAUUGUGACAGCUUCAAACUACAAAGGAACCAAGCUCCUAGUAUUGGCCAACUCACCAGAGCUCUCUCUUUCUCAAGCAGCAACAACAACAACUUGAAGAUGCUCUCCACCAUCGUAACGAUCCUCCUCACCUCCACUUACCCUGCCGCGAGAGCAGCACUGGCAACAGGCGGCGACCGUGACACCCUCAACCGUGACAUGAAGCUCCACAUGAUCCCAUCGCCUCGACAAGCCGCACCUAACACUGACAGCGGCGGCCUCAUCGACCCCGUCACCCAGCCAUACUGCGACUGGAGCGAAUGCUGGCACUGGGGGUUUCCACCGCACUAUCCGGCCCCCGAAGUCUGCGAGCUCGUCGACGGGCCGUGUCCCAUCGACCAGUCAUCCGACAAUCUUAAUUGGGACACUGACACGCCGGGACCCGACGCUGCAAAGUGCGGCGUGAAGCAGUACCGGAAGGAUUGCUACUGCAACCUCAAGACGCCGCUGUAUUGUGCUUGGAGGUGUAACUGGACUAUUUGGGAUACCAGGUGGCAAACCGAAGACUGGUUCUCCCGCGCCUGCCCGGGCUCCCGCGCAUCCCUCCCCAUCGAUUUCUCCCCUCUCCCGGCCUGCGCCGCGCAGUGCCUGGACGACAACAGCUUCCAGGCCGGGUGCAUCACGCAGACCAGCAACUGCUUCUGCUCGCUGGGGAAGCUGUUCGACUGCCACCAAAAGUGCGGGUCCGAAGACGAGUUGGUGCGGAUCGCGGCCUGGCUGCAGGAAGUGUGCGACCUGCCGAAAGCCGAGGCAACAAGUGCCUUGAAUGUGGGAACCUUUGUCCUGCAGACGGCCACGCCGACGGGCACCGUGACGGAGCCCACGCAGUCGGCUACGGGUGGAGCUGAGGUGAAGCUCUUCCUGCCUGUCCUGUCGAACGAGGGGAAUAAACUGAGUUGGGAUGAGAUUUUUGUGGUGCUGUGUGCGUCUAUUACCGGGGCGGUUGGGUUGGGAGUCUGGAUUUAUAGCUGCUUCGCGAAGAAGCCUAGGGGGAGAGCGAAGCGGACUGUCCGUGCCCGUACCUGGAAUCAGACGGAUACGGAUAAGGCUGAGAAGGGGCAAGCGAGAUAGGUAUGACGUCUUGGUGGAAAUAUGGGGGGGCUGAAUGGGCCGUUUGUUGAAUGCGGUGGUGGGAAAGGGGUACUCCUAGGGCACUGUGUUGUGGAGAGACAAACUGAUCAGAGCUACAUGAUAAUGUAUGUUAGUUAG